GCAGAUAUUUCCAUAUCAGAGAUUCACACGAGUGGAUCACGUACGACGAGUACGCUAACAGCAUCGACCACGAGUGGAUCACGCACGGCGAGUACGCCGUCCAUAUCAAUCACGAGUGGAUCACUUACGGCGAGUACGCCGACAGCAUCUACCACGAGUGGAUCACUUACAGCGAGUACGCCGACAUCAUCACGGCUCAAGCGAACACGCAUGAAUAUCUACGGAGUAUUAUUGUUUCACACUUUUUCUACGCCAUCAUGGCGCAUCAGCAGCAGCAGUUCAGCGGAGGAGAUCUCACGCAAUACCAGACCCUACGCGGAUUGAUGAUGAGAUCGGGCAAGCAGGACCAGGCAGGUCAACAUCAUGACUGGGCCUGGUACGGCGAAUCAGGUGAAGUGGAUGACAACACGGAAGGAGAUGACUGGUAUGACGCCUACGAGGAAAAUAAGUAUGAGUGGGGUUAUGACGCAGACAGCGGAUGGACCGCCACCCAAGAUGGAGAAUGGCAUUACCAGGAGUGCGAGGACAUCUGGGCGAAGUAUGACACGGACGGCAACCUGACGGAAUACCUUGAACCCGAUCAAGAUGACGACUACACCGGGACCUACUUCGGAGGUAAAGGCAAGGGGCGUGGCAAGUCCCGGAAAG
Molecule: messenger RNA, 648 nt
Organism: Prorocentrum cordatum
Lineage: Eukaryota; Dinophyceae; Prorocentrales; Prorocentraceae
Source: the annotation of a GenBank genome assembly